AUGGCGACUGCUGGAUAUAGUGAGAUCCCUGGUGUGUACAGUGAACAACCACGUACAAUGGCAAGCAUCCGGCGCACUAUAAGAAGCUAUCGGUAUUGUUUAGGAGCUACAGCCCUCACUGCCGUCGUGGUCACCCUGGCGAGCGUGAUCUCCGUUCUGAUUGGCCAGAGCAUCAGGGCGUCGGAAGGAGGAGGCACUGACGUCGCGAAAGCCAAUCAGAGCCUCGUAAUCCUGAUGGCUUUGCCUUGGCCGCGCAGAGACAGUCCUUGGUACGUCCGCCGUUGGGAGCGCAGCCAGACCAGGACCCCGGAUGACCCCAACAAGAGGAAAUUCGAUCCCAAUGAUCCCACUGAUCCCGAUAAUCCCGACGCACCCGAAUGGACGGCUCCGGAUAUGUCGACCUUCGGGAAUGGGGACACCUGGAAUUGGAAUCGAAGGCCGUCGGAAUUGCCGUCCUGGACGUCGGUGGAUGUGAGCGACUCCUUAGCAACGGGUUCCUCACGUCAAGCCGAGGCCGCCAAAAUAGAGGAGGAGUUGGCCAAACGCAACCUCACCCUGGCUCAUGGGUCUGCCUCCUACAAGCACCAGCAAGCCUUCAGGAAAACGCAUCCUCUGGCGACGAAGAUGGCGAAGCAGGGGUACCUUAUGGACGAAGCCACAGCUGCUUUUAAGUCGAGGCUCAACAUGACCCGAGAAACAACAACCUUCGACUCCCAGUGGGUUGGCGACCUGUCCGAGUCCCCUUACUGCGACCAGACACUGCUACGCCCACACCCUCCCCCCUGUGACCCGGACUACCCGUACAGGUCAGCCGACGGCACCUGCAACAACCUGAAGAAUCCUACCUGGGGAGCGGCCUUCACGCAGUUCCGACGCGCGAUGCCACCAGAUUACGGGGACGGUGUGUCUUCUCUCCGCCUGGCCCGCGACGGCACCGACCUCCCCAGCGCUCGUCUCAUCACCAACAUCGUCCACAGUAAUAAGCUCGUCGAAUCUCGCUCCUAUACCGUUCUUACCAUGAGUUGGGGGCAGUUCGUCGACCAUGACAUCACGGCCACUGCGUUGUCCAAAGGCUCCAACAACAGUGCCAUUCCCUGCUGUUCCGUCGAAGUCCUUGAGGAACCGUCCCUGCUACACCCUCAAUGCGCCUCGAUCCCAGUGCCUCAUGACGAUCACUUCUACGCCGCCCACAACCUCACCUGUAUGGAAUUCACACGCUCCGCCCCUUCGUCUAGGUGUAAUUUCGGCCCAAGGGAACAGAUCAACCAACAGACAGCUUUCUUGGACGGUUCUGUGAUUUACGGAACGUCAGAUGAACAACUCGGUUCACUCAGGAUACAUAAGGAUGGCCUGUUAGAUUCGCAGGUGACUCUAGAUGGACGCGAACUCCUCCCGGCAUCCAAAGACCCUGACGAUGGCUGCAAUGUGGACGAUCAGAUUAAAUACGAUCGCUAUUGUUUCAAGUCCGGCGACGCACGCGCAAACGAGCAGAUCCUCCUGACGACUCUGCACACGGUCUGGGCUCGACAACACAACCUGAUCGCGCUCACCCUCAAGGACUUAAAUCCGGAUUGGGACGACGAGAGGUUGUUCCAGGAAUCCAGACGGGUCGUGGUGGCGCAGAUUCAGCAUAUCACGUAUCAUGAGUAUGUUCCGAGUAUAUUAGGGCCCAGAUUUAUGAAGAAGCUAGAGCUCAGUCCUCAGAUGGAAGGGAACCACACAAGCGUCUACGAUAGCAAGAUACACCCGGCCAUUGCUAACGAAUUCGCUGCCGCUGCUUUUCGCUUCGGACACAGCCAGAUACAGGGCCUCAUACAGAAGGUCGACGGCCCAAACAAGAACGUGGAGCUCAUACAACUGAAGAGCUUCUACUUCAACCCUUUCUCGCUCUACGACCAAGGCACGAUGGCACAGCUGGUCAGGGGAGAGGCGUCCCAGAGCGCUGCGGCUGUGGAUACCUAUUUCACUUCUCAGGUCUCCGGCAAGCUGUUCCAAGGAAGCAAUCCUUACGGCUUAGAUCUGGUGUCUGUGAAUAUACAACGAGGGCGAGAUCACGGCGUGGCAAGCUACACCAAGUGGAGAAUGUACUGUGGUCUUCCUCCUGUGGGUAACUUCAGCGAUCUGGCGCAAGAUAUGGAUGCAGGGGCCCUCAAUAGCAUCAAGAAAGUGUACAAGCAUGUUGACGACAUCGAUUUCUACACGGGAGGUUUGGCAGAGCGACCGAUCCAGGACGGGCUUGUGGGGCCGACCUUCGCCUGCGUGAUUGCUGACCAGUUCCUCAGGCUGAAGAGAGGAGACCGCUUCUGGUAUGAGAGCAACGAGAAACCGGCGGCUUUUAGUGAAGCACAACUUAGCGAGCUCCACAAGACCAGCCUGGCGCGCAUCCUGUGUGACAACGUACCUGAAUUAGGGUCCAUUCAACGCUGGCCACUCAGGAACUACGCCACAGGGAACCCACGCCUGCCAUGUUCCUCGCAGUCGAUACCCAGGGUGGACCUCGGGGCAUGGGAAGAGGGCGACCUGUACAAGAUUGAGUUGUUCAAGAUGGACUACACGCCAAGAGGAUCGGCUGGACGGAGAUAG
Penaeus indicus is the source of this 2583-nucleotide messenger RNA. RefSeq names its product peroxidase-like. Gene Ontology annotation, molecular function: heme binding; peroxidase activity. The coding region runs from base 1 to 2583 and encodes 860 amino acids. NCBI's taxonomy places the organism in Eukaryota, Metazoa, Arthropoda, Malacostraca, Decapoda, Penaeidae. The transcript has 15 exons. Gene Ontology annotation, biological process: response to oxidative stress. The record is from RefSeq and is a predicted model, not a curated record.